Molecule: messenger RNA, 3627 nt
Organism: Peronospora farinosa
Lineage: Eukaryota; Oomycota; Peronosporomycetes; Peronosporales; Peronosporaceae
Source: the annotation of a GenBank genome assembly
AUGGCGUCACCUUCCGCUAACACGUUCUCCCAAGCACAAAUAGAAAUGAAAGUAGACCAAGCAUUAGAAAUGGCGCAACAGGAACAAGAAUUUCGGUCGCGUGUUGAAGCGAUUUCUAAGCGAAGACGGCACUCCAACGAGUCGGACGACGUCGAGAGUCACACGAGUCGCGUGUCGCAUUAUUCUGUCGCCUCAACGCACUCGAUACGAGGCUUUGAAUGGCUACAAAACCCUAUAAAAGGACGGAGUAAUCCUCGUAUGAUCGAAUCAAGUACUUUUCGGGAACAAUUUGUGGAAAAUCGGUGCAGUUUGCCAACGUUAGAGAGCUCUACAGCUGAUGGAGUGUCUCAUGUACCAGUAGAAACAAUUGAAGACGAAAAAAAGCGUCAAAAGAAUCGAUGGAGGAGCAAAAAAGACCACAAACCAUCAACUGGAGCUCGAAAUAAUGAGAAUUACUUUGCUCCUCCGUCACCUGUGGCAUCAACAGUUUAUUCCAAUCGAACAAGGACAAAAAGUGGAGAAAGUAAAAGGUCGUCGUUUAGGUCUUGGAUGGUAAAACGAGGAGACGAGUUUGAUGAUGAGAGGGAGGAGGAAAACGAGAUGGAACAUGGAGAGAAAAAGACCAAUCCUUUUGAUGUUAUGCACUUGUUUAUCAAUGGAACCCCUCAUGUGUCGAUUGAAGAGACGCAAAAGUAUACGUUUGCAAUUGUGUUGAAACACACGUCACAGAUUUUUCAGCUGUUGAAACGACGAUUUCCGUCGCGCUCAGCAGCUUCAAUUCGACGAGAUUUACCGUAUCAGGUGAGUGUUUUACAGCAAAAAUGUGUGCGACGACUGAUUCAAGCGGGACUCGGAGUGAUUCUACUGGAUGACGGACUAUAUAAUAAUUAUUUGAAUGAUCAACGUGGGAUUCGCAGUCAUCAUGACUUGGAGAGGGAAGAGAACGUUUUAGGCUACACCAGAAACUUGUGCAUCUUGAUUGAUCCUAAGAAAAACCCAGACUUGCUGCUGCAUGAGUUUAAGCGUGAAUUGGAUGAGCUGUCAAUCAAGCGUGGCGAUUCGCUUGGGCGGCUCGCUGAGGAGUCGCUCGACUCGCUCAAGGAAAUGUGUUUCUCGCCGGCACUGGAGCUGCAGCUCACGCACAAUAUUAUCAAGAAUGCUUUUAAAGACUACGACAAGGAAGAAUGGGUUAUCGACGUAAACAAGGAGCUUACGGUUUCGGACAUUAUUGUGGAGUGUUUCCCUCUGCACGAUCGUGCGUUCAACCGAAAGUUUUUUGACGAAUAUCGCAAACGGACUUUUGAGUUGAAUCUGCGCAAAGCUGCGGCGGGUAACAGUGAUCGCUGGGCUGUGGAGGAACUUCGUCUCCACUUUGGCGAACGUGUAGCAUUUCUUUUUGCGUUCAUGCACAUUUACACCAAGCAUUUAUUGCCGCUUAUGCUGGGAUGUCUGCUCUACUAUUUGUAUUUUCGCUUUACGUCUACGCCAGUGUGGAAGCAGUACAUGGAAGGGUUGGCAGUCAUUGGUGUGUUCGUGGUCUGUUUCUGGGGUCCAUCUUUUCUCGUAUGUUGGGCUCGCGAGACACGUUUGCUUGUGGAGAAAUGGAAUUUAACGAAGUACAAAAAUACCGUGUACGAACGCAAUGACGACAAUCCUGGUUUUAAGUACAUGUGGGUGAAGAAUCAGCUCACGCACGAAAUGGAAAAGAUCCCCAGACAGCGCAAGAAUCACUGGAUCCAGCUUACCAUGCUGCUAUUUGUUCUAGUAUGUGCCGUGAUUCAGUGCAUGUGUCUUGUGCCGUUUAUCCAGUGGUAUGUGUACGCAAAGAACGCCCCCACGUGCGAUGCUUGUAAAGGUGACGAUGAGGAAAGUUACCCUUGCAUCUGGUUUAUGACGUGCUUUAACUCGACCACCUCUGCAUUGGGCACGGAUCGGUGGGUGUAUAUCCUUACCCAAGGUAUCAUCCUCGGUCUGCUUAUCGAUAUUUUUUUCUUUGAGCUCUUUAACUGGAUGUCGGAGAAGUUUGUGCAGUGGGAGAACUAUGCAAAAAAGUCUGAUCAUGAGAACCGCCUCAUCCACCGUCGAUUUGUGUUUGUCUGGAGCAACUGGUUUUUCUGGUUCCUUUUCAUUUCGUUUGUCUACAUGCCGUUUGGUGACACGAUCCUGAAGCUUUUUCACACAUUUGGUUUUGGCGCGCUGGCACCAUAUGAGUGGAACCCAACUCUUCUUGCGCUUGAAACGCUAUUUGUCACUCCGCUCGUGGUUACACAACUCUUGAACAUGGUUCUGGAGACGAUCGCACCAUAUCUGCUGCGCAAGCUUCGUGGCCGCCCAUCUAUUGGUUGUCGUCAAGCCUCACCCAUCACGUUGUGUGUGCGCCACUUUUCGCGGUGUUUCCUCUUCUCGAAGUGCCAGAGGAAGUCCAUGCAACCGGAGACUGCUAGCACCAUAAAUGGCCACAUACAGCUUGAAGUUAAUGAGAACAGCGGCCCAGUCACCAAUUUGACAGCAACUCGUCUGGCACAGUUGGUUCAAAAAGACACGGGUUUUCAUGUGAGCGUGAUGCCUAUGUCCGAUGACUCCAACAAAUAUUCGGCGUAUGAGAUUUUGGCGGAAGUGAAACUACCGAUAUUUGAUCCGGUUUUGGAUUACCUGGAUGCUUGCAUUCAGUUCUCGUAUGUGAUGAUGUUCACAGUGGUAUGGCCGCUGCUGCCACUCCCAGCUUUCUUCAACAACAUUUUGGAAGUUCGCGGUGAUGCGUUCCGGCUGCUAUUUGCAAACCGAAGACCGAUGCCACGACGUGAUACAUCGAUCGGUGAGUGGGCCACGGUGCUCGCAUACGCUAACAUUAUCGGUGUGACGGUCGUGUCAGCUUUCGUCGUGGUAUACCAUUAUGGAUACUUUCGAACGAAUUGCAACUUCACAUUCAUCAGCGCGAACGUAAUUCCAUUCGGAACAAUUGAGCCUAGUGAGACUGCUGAUCCUAGCUCAUGCGUGAAUGACAGUGAAUCGUCGCGUUGGCGCAUGUUCCAGAUUGUGCUGUUCGUGGUGUUGGAGCACGUGAGUUUCUGCGUCCGAUACUUGGUAAUGCAGGUCGAGAAGACUCCCGCCUCCAUCCGUAGCUCGGGCUACCAGCGGCUGAAACAGAUUCAACACCUGACGGCAACUCCAGCCGCCCCACCCUCUCAGCUCGAGUACGUGCAACGUCUACGUGUGUUGUUUGAAAAGUAUGACAUUGAUGGUGACGGUCACCUGGCGGAAUCGGAGCUCACCCAGCUUCUAGCUGCCUGGUUGUGUAAGCACCCAUCGGAGCUGCUGCCAUACUCGGGACUCAUUUUCCGCUAUAUGGACAAGAACAAGUUGGGUAAAGUGCCGUUCUCUACAUGCUGCCUGAUGAUGCAGCAUGUGAACCAUGAUCGAUUCUUCUCCUGUUUAUUGGGUCUGUACGAUCCGCUAAAUGGAGCCUAUAACGACGAAAUUCGCCGUACGUGUGAUCCGAUCGAGCUGCAUCGUGUGCUAAGCGAGGUUUCAUCCGAGGUGCAGCGCCGCAGCAACAUAAGUCGCACAUCUGAGGCUACGGAUGUCUCGCGUCUGCGUGAUUCUACUUUUUUUUACGUGGAUAACUGA